GCAAGAUACAUCGAUGAACACACUUCUCUUUUCCCCGCUUCUACAAAGCCUAUCUUAUAGUCCUUUUGCCACUAACCCUUACAAAGUUGAGGGCACAGUUGUCACAACAUGGUGUUCGGCCGACGCUGCCCCGAAAGAAGAUUGCCCAGCAACGGAAAAACUCCUUGAUUUAGAUCAACACCGUUCCAUUCCCCGCAAAUUCUCCACUUCUGGAGGGCUUGGUAUCACGUUCUUGGGAUGCAUUCUUGCGUUAUACGGAAAUUUGAUGUCGAAAUACGCCCUUUCCUUGACGCAAUGAGAUGGGAGCCGGACAGGCGGAUUCUGGACGCAGGUACAAAUUGGAAGACUUCAGGCCUGCGGGAGAGCAAGUCAAGCCUGAACUUUGGCUGACCCCUUCCGCUCUUUUCUGCCAAUAUGUUGAAGACUGCUAUCAGUCUGUUAGGUUUACUCGGCUCUGCUGCUGCGCAGAGCGACUCCGUCAAGGUCAAAUGGCUUGAAGGAACACCUGAAUAUCUUAGUGGGGUGACUUUCGGUCUUCCAUGGGCCCGUGGACAACAUCUCGCCAAUGCCACUACCUUCACGGCUUCCGGCGACGCGCAACUCCAAUCAUGGGUCACUGCGUACUGGCCUGACGGCUCGCUCAAGUGGACUGGACAUGCCAUCGCGGCGACCGACUUACCCGCCGACGAGUACACUAUCACUGCUUCUGGACCUGGGAAUUCGACAUCGUCACGCCUGAGACGGCAGAGUGGCAGCAUCCAGGUCAGCGACUCUGGUGAUGUGAUCGUGGUCGAUACUGGCAAGGUCACUGCUAGCUUUCCUAAAUCAGGGAGUGUCCUGGUAUCCUCUAUAGAGACAGGUGGAAAGACGGUUGGGAAGAAUGGCCGUUUAGUCUUGAGGUCUCAAAAUGGUACUCCGGACGACGACGAAAACGGCAUACCAUCUGGCAUCGACUACUUCAGCUUCUCCAGCAAGAUUGACAAUGUCACAGUGUCUGAAGACAACACCGCGCGUGCACUCGUCACCGUAAAAGGAGUGCAUUCAGCUGACGGAGAUGGUGCACAUGAUGAUUGGCUUCCCUUUGUGGUUCGUUUCUACCUAUACGCGAACUCUGAAGCAAUUCGCAUCAUUCAUACGAUCAUCUACGAUGGAGAUAUGAAAACAGACUUCAUAUCUGGUCUCGGCGUUCGUUUCGACGUCCCACUUGCUGGGGAGGAACAAUACAACCGUCACGUGCGCAUUGCUGGCGUGGACGGCGGACUGCUACACGAGGCUGUGCAGAGUAUUACGGGACUUCGACGAGACCCUGGUACAGCUGUUAAGCAAGCCCAAUUCAAUGGUUCCGCGACUCCAAACGAAACUACAUGGGACACGCGAGUGACGACUCGCACUCAAUGGAUUCCCACUUGGAGUGACUAUCAACUUACUCAAUUAUCUCCUGACGGCUUCAAUCUCCGAAAACGUACCAAAGCUGGUCAGAGUUGGAUCAAGAUUCCUGGAGGCACGCGUUCAGGUGGCUUGGCUUACUUAGGAGGAGCUACUGUUGGUGGGAUGGCACUUGGCCUGCGCGAUUUCUGGAAGAAGUAUCCUACCAGCCUGGACAUAUCCAAUGCUGCGACCGAUGAAGGGUCUAUCACUUUGUGGCUCUACAGCCCCCAGGCUGGACCCCUAGACGUUCGUCCAUAUCACGAUGGACUCGGUCAGGACACAUAUGCGAAGCAACUAGACGCUCUCGAGAUUACUUACGAAGAUUGGGAGAGUGGAUACGAUACGCCAUAUGGCGUUGGUCGCACGAAUGAGCUCUACCUGUAUGCAUUUGCUAGCACGCCUCCCGCAGAAACCCUCGCAACUCUCACCAACAACACCAACAACCCGCCAGUCCUCAUUCCAGAGCCUGAGUAUAUCCGCGACACCAAAGCCAUCGGAUCAUACUGGGAUGUUCCUGGUUCUCCCACUAACUCGGUCCAAUCGCAGACCAUCGAAUCACAUAUGGAAUUUCUGAUCGAAUUCUAUACGAAGCAGGUCGAGCAACGCCGAUGGUACGGCUUCUGGGACCAUGGCGACAUCAUGCACACUUACGAUGAUGACCGACACCAAUGGCGAUACGAUAUCGGCGGUUACGCCUGGGACAACUCUGAGCUUUCUCCCGAUCUCUUUUUCUGGGGCCACUUCCUCCGCACUGGCAGUGCAGACGCGUAUCAUCUCGCUCACGAUCAGUCGCGACAUGGUAGUGAGGUCGAUUCGUACCAUCUGGGCAAUUUCACGGGACUUGGUACGCGACAUGGUGUUCAGCAUUGGUCUGACAGUGCUAAACAAGCUCGUAUCUCAACGCCGGUCUACAGGAAGACGCAUUUCUACAUCUCUGGUGGCGACGAGCGAAUAGGGGAUAUUAUCCACGACACGCUUCAGGUUGACAAGGCUUGGGUGAUUGUCGACGCCCGCCGUAAGGUCCGGGCUGCUGAUGUCGCGUACACUCCUGAUCCCGAGGCCCUUUACCUAAACUUUGGCACCGACUGGGCUGGUCUUGCACAAGCUUACCUCAUCGAGUGGGAGCGUCGCGGUCCCCGGUGGGAGGAGGCUCGCGAAAAGCUCAUUCAGGCAUUGGUCACGUACCCCAAGCUGAAGAACGGCUUCGUUACCGGCGAAGCGCUGUACAACUCGCUGACUGGAGCAUGGUCACCACCGCCUACCGACCCAAACAAUAAUGGGAACAUCACUGUCUCGCAUCUUUCAGGUGUCUUCGGCGUCCUGGAGACCAUCGAUCAGCUACUUGAGCAUUUUGGUUCUUCCGCACCCAACACCACCCAGCCUUUCCUUGAUGCGUUCCUGGAUUACUGCUACUACUAUGGCGCACCAGCCGCUGAGCAAGCUGCACGCUACGGCAACAGCUUCGGCACUCUUAACCUCAAACAGGGCCACUCGCGAUUCACGGCUUACGUUGCCAACAGGCGAAACAACGCGACACUUGUGCCGCGAGUAUGGAGUGAGUAUUUGGGUGAUGGAAGCAAGGACGGCCUCUCGCCGAACGCGACUUGGACUACCGUAAGAAUCGGCGGGAGCGACGUGCUCAUUCCUGUCGAUGAGGCUACGUGGGUUAGUACAAAUGCGGCGGCGUUGUAUGGUGUAGCUGGUAUCGAGAAUCUGGCGCUCGUUGGGGCACCGGGUGUAUCGGCUAUCGGUGGAAAUGGAACGGCGAAGAGGCACAUUUGAGUGCCGCCCAUUACGCUCAGUGCUGCGAUAUUUAAGUUGAAGAGGAUAUGCAUAAUGUGUAAGCUGUAUUGUGGGUCGAUGAAUAUUCAAGACGUCACAUCCGAAUAUGCGGACGAACGCUUUCGCAUAUGUUGGCUUAUGGUCUAUGUUUGUUCUGGCCAACUUGUCCGAGUAAUCUCUCUCGUCCUCGUACUUCGUCUUGUCAAUUCCAAAGCCAUAUAGUCCAGGAACAACAGCAAUACUCUGGUGCUCUCCAUGCCAUACCAUUUGCCAGUCUUCCAUAUUUCUCAAUACAAUAUGUCCACUACAGUCUGCUCAAAGAUGUGUGGUCUUAUUUCGUUCUCGAGUUUUUACACAGACACCGUCCCAGUUUCCAUCUC
Dothidotthia symphoricarpi CBS 119687 is the source of this 3590-nucleotide messenger RNA. RefSeq lists its product as uncharacterized. Bases 415 to 3210 code for a protein of 931 amino acids. The transcript has a single exon. NCBI's taxonomy places the organism in Eukaryota, Fungi, Ascomycota, Dothideomycetes, Pleosporales, Dothidotthiaceae. The record is from RefSeq and is a predicted model, not a curated record.